Porites lobata is the source of this 654-nucleotide messenger RNA. Lineage: Eukaryota; Metazoa; Cnidaria; Anthozoa; Scleractinia; Poritidae. The record is from the annotation of a GenBank genome assembly.
AUCAAUCUAGGAUCAUGUCCCGUUAUCAUCUUCAUGAACACGUUAGUUAUCUUUGCGAUAAAAACACGGCGGCCAUUGCAGUCUAACUACAACAUACUACUGGCCUGUUUGGCGGCAACAGACAUGGUAGUCGGCUUGGUUUCACAACCACUAUUCAUCGCACAAGAAAUUUAUCUCUCAGGUGCAUCGCUGGCGGAUUAUUGCGACUUUUACAAAACGGCAGUCUUCUUCUAUAUGUUUCCAAGUGUUGAAUCGUUGCUGAUGUUAGCUUUACUGAGUAUCGAGCGUUAUAUAGCUAUGAAAUACUCACUUAGAUAUUCUAGCCUGGUGACCGCCCCUAGAUUAACGAUUGUUGUAUUUUGUAGUUGGAUUAUUUCAGUUAUUCCUGUAAUUUUUCAUCCAAUACCAGCCACACAUUUAUUUGCCAAAUGGUUUAUUUAUGUAACCGUCAUGCCAACCAUUCUAAUUAUCGUAUACUGUCAUACAACAGUAUAUUUUGUUUCACGCCGACAUAUGAAGCGGAUAAAAACAGAACAGCUUCCAAGCGAAGGGAAGACUAAAUUCUUAGAGGAAAGGAAAGCCUUUAAAACCACAAGUAUAAUUAUCACCCUCGUGUUUCUUUCGUACGUGCCAAUACUUACGUACGGGAUAUUG